This is a messenger RNA of Hemibagrus wyckioides, 1755 nucleotides long. RefSeq lists its product as uncharacterized. Lineage: Eukaryota; Metazoa; Chordata; Actinopteri; Siluriformes; Bagridae. The transcript is spliced from 2 exons. The coding region runs from base 56 to 1750 and encodes 564 amino acids. Gene Ontology annotation, molecular function: GTP binding. The record is from RefSeq and is a predicted model, not a curated record.
AGGUCAUACAAUUGUGCUGGUAUUCUGAGAAAUCUGUGGGAAUUGAGCUAGUAUUAUGGCUACAGGAUUUCAAGAGUCAUCAUCAACUGUACAUGAUUUAAUCCAGAAUAAUAAUUUAAUCAGUGAAGGUCCACCUGCACGAUAUCGUCUCCUCACAACCAGAAGUAAUCUUGAUGAAGGUGGCUCAGUAAGAAAAUGGACAUUUGGACAGAGAGGUAUCAAUAUGCAAAACAAAAUCCUACUGAUGGUAGGAGAAACUGGAACAGGCAAAACUACUCUGAUCAAUGUCAUGGUAAAUUAUAUACUCGGGGUGAAGUUUACAGAUGAAGUAUGGUUUGAGAUUACAGAAGAGGGUGGAGGUAAUCAAAUGUCAAAUCAGACAAAAAGUCAAACAACUGAAAUCACUGUGUAUGAGGUCUUUGACCAAAACAACCCAAUCUGUCUUACUAUCAUUGACACUCCAGGUUAUGGAGACACUGUAGGAACACAAUAUGACAAAAAGAUCGCUGAGAAUCUGUACAAACUUUUUCGCAGUGAUAGAGGAGUGAAAGAAAUUGAUGCAGUGUGUCUGGUAGUGAAGGCAUCUGAGAAUCGGCUCACUGACAGACAGCAAUACAUCUUUGAUGCAGUUUUGUCCUUAUUUGGUAAAGAUAUAGAGAACAAUAUUGUCAUAUUUAUCACUCACUCAGAUGGAAUGCCUCCAGACAAUGCUCUUGAAGCCAUCAAGUCAGUAGGGAUUCCCUGCAGGAAAGAUGAAGAUAAUGAACCUGAACAUUUCUUAGUUAACAAUCGUCAAACUAAGAACAGGAGCAAAAAGUAUAACAAAGCUCUCCGGGAAGCUUGGGAUCUAACAGAGGACAGUUUAAAUUCUUUCUUCAUUUCACUGAAAGAACAGAACAGAAAAAGCUUUGAGCAGACUGAAAGUGUUCUGACUGAGUCCAAACGACUUGAAGCCUGUAUUUCUAAUCUACAAAGCCGUAUUGAGUUUGUAGAGUACAAAGGUAAAGAACUGGCUCAGAUUCAGAAAGCCCUUGAGGAAAACCGAGAAAAAAUUAAGAAAAAUGAAAACUUUACUUUUACUGUCACCAAGUAUUACAAGGAAAAGGUUCUCAUUGAAAAUGUUUCAUGGUGGGACAGAAAUGUUACCAGCUGCUCUGUCUGUGAGGAGAACUGUCAUGAGAAAGGCUGCUGGAUUGCCUGGGAUGCCAGUUGGUGUUAUGUCAUGAAAGAUAAACACUGCAUUGUAUGUACAGGUAAAUGUCUCGACACUAAACAUGACAGAGGGAAUAAGAAAUAUGUUGUAAAGAGCACUGAGACCAAAGUGAGGUUUGAUGAUCUUAAAACAGAAUAUGAAGGUUAUAAUAUAUCAGAAUCAAAUAUCAAGUUUGACACAGAGUCUUUUGAAAAUGUAAAAAAAGAACAAGAAAGCAACAAGAAACAGGAAGAGGAGAAGACCAGCAUAGAGAUGAGCCUGAAAAAAGCAAUUACCAAGACUGAAAAAGAAAAAGCUGAGCUGGUGGAAGAAGCCUACAUCACCAUCAUAAAACUUUUUGAGAUUGCUUUAAAGCCAGACUCUGCUUUCAUUGUUCAGUCUCUUGACUUCUUGAUCCCUCGAGCUGAGGAAACUGGAAAAGAAGUUGUUGCUCAGAAACUAAGAGAGCUGAGGAAAAUUCAGCCUGAAUCACAGGAACGGGUUAAUACUGUAAUGGGGUAUUUUAACAAACUCAAGAAUGUUGUUACUGGUAAAUAAAUGAA